ACCAAUAGAUACCCAACAGAACCAGGCUUCACCUGACAAGACUGCACCCACGGCCCUGGCAAAUCAGGGCAGCACGUCAACCGGCAACACAAGCUCCAGCAUCAUCUAUCCCAACAUCGAUCCUCAAGAACUUGGCAGUUCAGGACAUGAGGAGCAAAGUAGUUCAAUACACAACCAUGAAUUUGUUUCAUCUAACAAGCACCAAAAAGAAAAACAAAAAGAAGUUGACACCAAUUAUCAAGGCGAAGAACAACUCAAACAAGAAAAUGACACCUACAACAACUCCAUUCACAAGAGUG
Molecule: messenger RNA, 299 nt
Organism: Racocetra fulgida
Lineage: Eukaryota; Fungi; Glomeromycota; Glomeromycetes; Diversisporales; Gigasporaceae
Source: the annotation of a GenBank genome assembly